AAUAGAGACUUUAUAUACAAUACGAUUGUUGAUUUUUGUUAUCAUAACAAAAACAAGAAAAAUACAAUUUUAUUUGAAGCAACUGAUCUGAGAACUAGAUGAUUUAAAGUUCAUAAUACAGGUGUUUUAAAGUCAUAACAAGUGUAUUUGUUUACAAAAGAAGUAUGUCAUCUUCGAAUAGUAGAGUUACAUUAUACGGAACGAACGAAGGCGGUAAGGUGGAGAACAAGAUGUCAAUUAACUUAAAUUGGUAUGCUACAAAGAAAACCGUAUCGAAGGGUCUUCUAAACAUCGGCCUUCUAACGUCUAACGCAAUGCAGUUAAAGACAACCAUAAGUCAAGGUUCCUGUCAUAACUACUUCUACCUAAAUAUCGUUUUGAUCACCAUUUCAAUUGUCUUGCAGAUUGUACUUGCUAUCGCAUUGGUAAAGCUCGGAUUAAAUAAAUGGGAAAAUGAGGCCGCGCAGAAGAGCGCAGACAGACAAAAUAAUUUUGUUACCGGUAUUGUGGCUGUCAUAACCGUCAUAAAUAUAUUCAAAUCAGCUUUCACUGCCUGAAAACGAUAACGGUUUAAUUUCUCUGCCUAAAUCGAUGUCUAAAUUCUUAUUAUUUCAAGCAUUUUAUAAUCAGUGGUGUUCUUACUGUUUUGUUUUCAAAAUUUGUGUCGCAGGCAUUGAAUAGUAACAGAAAAAAUGGAAUAUGAAAGAAUUUGGUUUACCAACUUUCUUAGAUUUAAACAUCAGAACUGUUUGCUACUACAAAAUGUUACUUUUGGUUGUGGUUGGCCGUUUAUUUCUUCCAACACUAUUCAGAUUGUAACAGAAGACACAUUUAUAAGUAAAGCUUGCUGAAAAAUUGUAUAGUUAAUAUCUACAAAUUACAUAUAUUUUUAGGACGUUAAAUGUCCGUGGCCGAGUGGUUAAGGUCGUUGACUUCAAACCAUAUUAAAUUUGCCCUUCACCACUGUGGGUUCAAUUCCCAACAGGGACUUUAGAUUCUUCCAUGUGAGGAAG
Molecule: messenger RNA, 1013 nt
Organism: Ruditapes philippinarum (Manila clam)
Lineage: Eukaryota; Metazoa; Mollusca; Bivalvia; Venerida; Veneridae
Product: ninjurin-1-like
Exons: 2
Coding region: 165-557 (130 amino acids)
Biological process (GO): cell adhesion; tissue regeneration
Cellular component (GO): membrane
Source: RefSeq, a predicted model, not a curated record